AUGGAAGGAGCGCCUGUGUUGGGUGAGAUUGUUGACUUGGCCCUCAACUUGGUCCUCCAGCAUCGUGUCAGCGUUAAAACUGAUGAAGACACUGGUGUCUCUGAGGUGGUCGUGGAAGAAUGCAGGAACUAUGAACACAGAAUCUCACUCACCAUGCUGGGCAGUCACAUUGGUCUACUCAAUGAGGCUGUGGACUUUGUGAUCAACCUCGUGAAUGAAGUGUUGUCCCUGGUAACACACUAUGAGGUGUGCCCAGUAAUCCGCAGCCUCCCUGAAAACCUGGAUGCUGAUUAUGUUAAGAACCUCAUCUCUAUCUUGGGGCAAUUGAAGGCUGCUGAGGAGGACCCGGAGAAGACUGAGGAAACUAAGAACUUGUUGGAACAACUCAUUUCUGGAAUUUUUGAAGUAGUGGAGGGGCUUACAGGGGUGAAAAUCAGUAACCUGCACAUCCUGGAUAUCACAUUCGAAGAGACUUCUGAUGGCAAAGGUGCUAUAGUGAAAAUCCCCAUCACUGCUGAAGUCAACGUGAACCUGCCUGUGUUGGGUGAGAUUGUCGACUUGGCCCUCAACUUGGUCCUCGAGUAUCGUGUCAGCGUUGAAACUGAUGAAGAGACUAACGUCUCCACCGUGGUCGUGGAAGAUUGCAGGAGCGAUCAACAGAGCAUCUCUCUCAGCGUGCUGGGCAGGCGCAUUAGACUGUUCAACGAGAUUUUGGACUUCGCAAUCAACCUCGUGAAUGAGGUAUUGUCCCUGGUAACACAGUACGAGGUGUGCCCACGAGUCCGCAGUUUCCUUGAAAGCCUGGAUGUGGAUUAUGUUAAGAGCCGCAUCGAUGAGCUUUAUGAAAACCAACAGAAAAAGUGA
Rangifer tarandus platyrhynchus (Svalbard reindeer) is the source of this 864-nucleotide messenger RNA. The record is from the annotation of a GenBank genome assembly. NCBI's taxonomy places the organism in Eukaryota, Metazoa, Chordata, Mammalia, Artiodactyla, Cervidae.